This is a messenger RNA of Pezoporus flaviventris, 4566 nucleotides long. RefSeq names its product zinc finger CCHC-type containing 14 (gene ZCCHC14). The transcript is spliced from 13 exons. The coding region runs from base 210 to 3467 and encodes 1085 amino acids. Gene Ontology annotation, molecular function: zinc ion binding; phosphatidylinositol binding; nucleic acid binding. NCBI's taxonomy places the organism in Eukaryota, Metazoa, Chordata, Aves, Psittaciformes, Psittacidae. The record is from RefSeq and is a predicted model, not a curated record.
CCGGGGGCUGCCCCCCGCGCUCCUCGCCGCCGGGCCCCCUUGUCCCCCGGGGGCCGGGCUUGUCGGGGGGGCGGGAGCGCGGAGGGGGACGCUUAGGGGGUGUCGGGGCGCCGGGCUUACGGGCCCCUCUCGGUGCGCUGCCACCCGCUCUCUCCUCCGCGACCCCCAGCAGGGUGUGCGCCCUCCGGGCCGGGGGAAGGCGGAGCACCAUGGUGGAGAAGCGGUGCCCGCGGCUGCAGCGGGACGGCGUGUACCGCUGGUUCUCCGAGCUGCCGUCUCCGCAGCGCGUGGAGUUCCUGUGCGGCCUCCUGGACCUGUGCAUCCCGCUGGAGCUGCGCUUCCUAGGCGCCUGCCUGGAGGACCUGGCCCGCAAGGACUACCACUCGCUGCGUGACUCCGAAAUCAAGGCCAACAACCCCGCAGACCUGGGGAGCCUCACUAACCUGACCGACGAGGUGGUACGCAGCAAACUGUUGGUGUCUCUCGCCCUGCUCGGGUCUGCACACCGAGAAGCGGCCGGGGUCCUCUUCCGUACCCUCACCCACAUCGAUUCGGUCAUCAACAACUAUGGGCUACAACUCAACGAGGGCCGCACAGGGGAUGAGUUCCUGUUGCUCUUUACAAUGGCAUCCAACCAUCCUGCUUUCAGCUUCCACCAGAAACAGGUCCUGAGGCAAGAGCUCACCCAGAUCCAGAAUAUCAUGGCCAGCACCAGCAAGAAUCCAAGCACCUCUACCCUCAACACCAUGGCAACCUAUCCUGGCUGCCAUAAGGUCACGCCAAGGCCCGAGACCCCCAUCAACAGUGUCAGCAACAGUCUGGAAAAUGUACUACAUACAUCAACACAUUCCAUUGAGGAGUCAUUACCCAAGAGGCCUUCGGGGAAACACUCCAAAGUGAGUGUUGAAAAAGUGGAAUUAAAGGGACUGGCACACAAGAAGAAUGAAAGAAAUGUUGAAUAUUCCUUUGAGGUCCUGUGGUCUGAUUCUUCAGUGACGUUGGUAACCAAAUCUUCCUCUGAAGUGACUGAUUUUAUCUCAAAGCUGUCUCAGCUGUAUCCAGAAGAAAACUUGGAGAAAUUCAUUCCUUGCCUAGCUGGUCCAGAUUCAUUUUACCUAGAACGGAACCACAUGGACCUGGAAUCGGACCUUAGGUAUUUGGCACCAUUACCUUCCCAUGUGGUGAAAAAUGACCACGUUAGAAAGUUCUUCAGCGCUUCAUCUCCUUCACAGCAACUUCAGAGCUCGAAUCCUGGCAAUCCCUCCCUUUAUAAAGUAGGAACCACGCUGGGAACAUCUGGAAGACCUAUAUGUGGAGUGGCUGGCAUUCAGUCUUCUCAGAAUCACGUUCAACACUCAGCUGCUGCUCCUGUUGCACUACCCCACUGUUCCCAUGCAGGAGGUACUGGCUCAUCGCUGGCCUAUCGCACCCAGAUGGACGCCUCUUCUUCACCCAUGUUAAUGUCUUCCAGUCCACAGACUCCUCAGACACAGGAGCAAAAUGGGAUCUUAGACUGGCUCAGGAAACUGCGGUUGCACAAAUACUAUCCUGUCUUCAAACAGCUCACGAUGGAGAAGUUUCUGAGUCUUACUGAGGAAGAUCUGAAUAAGUUUGAAUCCCUCACCAUGGGAGCAAAGAAGAAGCUCAAGACCCAGCUAGAGUUGGAGAAAGAAAAGUCGGAGAAACGGUGCCUAAACCCCUCAACACCUUCUUCAGUUACCAGCAGUGGUGUGGCAAGGGUUCCCCCUACUACACAUGUAGGGCCAAUCCAGAGUAUUCGUGGCAACCAUGCUGCAGAGCUGCGAGUGGAUGUGGAUCAGCCAGCUCACCCAUUGCCCCGUGAGGGCAGCUCAUCUGAGUAUUCCAGCUCUUCUUCCAGCCCCAUGGGGAUCCAGACAAGGGAAGAGAGCUCGGACAGCGCCGAGGAGAAUGACAGACGUUUGGAGAUUCACUUAGAUGGUUCUGAAAAGGAGAAGCCAGUGAUGUUACUGAAUCAUUUCGCUUCCAGCUCUGCCAGACCCACGGCUCAAGUCUUGCCAGUGCAAAAUGACGCAGGCUCCAGUCCGUCCAGCCACCACGCUCUGCCCAUGCAAAUGAUGUCAGCGGCCUCUACUCACAUCACCCCCAUUCGGAUGCUAAACUCAGUCCAUAAAUCAGAGCGUGGCAAUGCAGACAUGAAGCUCCUUUCAUCGUCUAUGCAUUCUCUUUUGUCUUUAGAAGAGAGAAAUAAAGUUUCUCCUGGAUCUAGGGGCAGCAUUAAAAUGGAAAAGAGCUUUGGAAAUACAGUCGUGGAUGUAAUGUCUGCAUCUUCUCCCCACCAGCCCUUGCAAGUGCUGUCAGGUGCUGCUGAGAACAGCUCACCCACUUCUACUAUUAACUUUGGUCCUCGAACCAAAGUUGUACAUGCUUCAACUCUGGACAGAGUGAUAAAAACAGCUCAGCAGCCAGGAUUAAUAGUAGAAACGAGUACUGCUGCCACUGUAACAUCCAGCACGGUCUUCCACGUGGCUCGUCCACCCAUCAAACUCCUGGUGUCUUCGUCUCUUCCUACUGAUUCUGCCAUUGCCGGACAGACUUCCUGCUCCAGUAAUAUGCAAAUAACGGUGUCCCCUGCAAUAAUAAAUCCCCGGACUGCUCUGUACACAGCCAACACCAAAGUUGCCUUUUCUGCAAUGAGCAGCGUGCCAGUGGCGCCAAUGCAAGGCAGUUUCUGUGCAAACACCAACGCAGCCUCCUCCAGCAGCCACCCAUCCACAUCCUACGCGACCAUGGCCAACCUGCCCAGCUGCCCCGCACCCAGCUCCAGCCCCACGCUCUCCUCUGUUGCCGACAACAACUUCUACAGCAGCAGCAGCAGCAGCAGUAGCAGCAGCAGCAGCAGCAGCAGCGGAUCCGCAGGGAGCAUCCCGGUACCAAACCAGAACCACCACCACCAUCACCACCAGCAGCAGCAGCCGCAGCCGCCCGGGUGCAUGGUGUGCAGCUCCUGCGGGUGCAGUGGGAACUGCGGCACCGGCGGUAUGACCGUCAGCUACGCCAACUAUUUCCAGCACCCAUUUUCAGGCCCGUCGAUGUUUACUUUCCCGUUUCUGCCCUUCAACCCUUUGUGUGGUAACGGCUACAUCAACACGCAGCAGUACAACAGCAGCACGACCUUCCCCGUGGUCCACACCGCUUACAACAGCGGCAUAGCACCGGACUCCGUGAUGGCUGGGCAAUCGACGUUUGCGGUACCACCAAUGCAGAACUUUAUGGCAGGGACAGCAGGGGUGUACCAGGCACAGGGGAUGAUGGGAAACGGCAAUGGUUCGAGUCACAAAAAAAACGGGAAUCUCUCCUGUUACAACUGCGGGGCCAGUGGUCACAGAGCUCAGGACUGCAAACAGCCUCCGAUGGAUUUCAAUCGACAAGGUACGUUUAGGCUGAAGUACGCCCCUCCCUCUGAAAGUCUUGACUCCACAGACUGAUAUUUUAUCAUCUGGCAAGAAAAUACUGUAAGCCAUGGAGAUACAAGGAGAUUGAACUACAAAUUGAGACGUCCAGUUGCUGUUAAGCUUAAUGUAUUUUUUAAUCCAAAGGUGCUUUACUUUAUUAGACUAGGUAGAAAAUCUAGCUUAGGGGUGCAUCGAACCCAUUUUUGAUUGCCAAAUUCAAGCUUGGAUCUUGUUGCUGGAACUUCUGACUCCCCAUGUCAUGGGAUCGAUGGAUGGUGGAGCUGCCCUGAUGCGAGUACAACAUCCAAGGUACUUUCUUUUUGCUUGAGCCACGUUGCCAUACGUGGACUUCCAAAGGGGGGAAGCAUCGAGCUCCAGGGCAGCUUCAUUCUGAGGUGGAAGCUGGAGGCUGGAGGUGGGAGCAGCCGUUUGGAAGGACUUUGGCACCCCUGGGCUGGGUAAAAUGUCUACUUUUUUUCAAAAGUGAUCAGGCACUAAUCUCUGGGAUUAUUGAGGAUUGCACUACAGAAGAAUGUAAAACCCUUCGAGCUUUCUGCACUUCCAGCAGUGUCACUGAGACCAGCGCAAGAGGCAAAGAAGUUCCAGCUGUUAACAGCUGGCACCAGCAGGCGAUACGUGACUUAACCACACAAUAAAAGUCUGAAGUAAGUGUCUCCUUUUUCCCUACCAAAAGAACACAAACACGGCGGUUUCGGUUCCUUCUGGAAACAAACUUGUGCUUCACUGUCUCACUUAUUGCUAGGUAGUGCUGGGUUCCCAGCGGUGGAAUAGACUUUAGUUUCCAAGGGUCCAAGUCCCAGAGACUCCAGAGUCAAAAAGGCUUCAAGGAUAUAUUCCUGUAAUACACAAAACCUUUAAGUCCUGUUACUGUAUAUAGGUCUCUUUCACAGAAACUUUAUUAUUCUGCUUUUGUAAAUGAGUUUUAAACCAUCCUAAAAGAAAAAUGCAAAAAAAAAAAAAGAAAAAGAACUCUGUCAGCAGAGUUUGUAAGCUUUUGCUUUACUUCAUAUAAAAAAAUACCCCUUUGACUCCUACCCAGAGGCUUUUGCUACAGGAUUCAGAAGUGGUAGAAGUCAAACAUGUAAAAGGUAGUAAACUUCAUUAUUAUCAA